Molecule: messenger RNA, 735 nt
Organism: Bipolaris maydis ATCC 48331
Lineage: Eukaryota; Fungi; Ascomycota; Dothideomycetes; Pleosporales; Pleosporaceae
Source: RefSeq, a predicted model, not a curated record
AUGCCAGCUCCCAGCCGGUGCCCCGUCGUGGUGCCGGCCGGCCAGUCUUUGGCUCUCGCCCGCUGCUCACCUCAGCUUAUCGCCCGCCUGCCACUGGUCUGCUGGGCCCCCGCCGCGCCAAAAAGAAACGGCCUGCCCCCACUGCACAGCAAAACAAACACCCAUCCAAGCCGCUGUCAUUUCCACGCUUUUUGCGUCUCGCUCUCGCACCCGCACUGCACUGCACUGCACUGCUCCGGAGCCUGCGCGCUGCCAGAGCGCGGUACGCUGCGUGCCUGCGACCCAAACCAUGUCCGUCUUGAAUUGCAGUGGGACACGUCGCUCCUGCUCCUGCACGCCAGCCGUGGCCGUGGCUUGCUGGGGGGGCACUACCCUCACCAUCUCCGUCUCCCUGCAGCCUACCCUACCCACCUGCAAAGCCCAUCGACAGCGACGUUGUGUGCCUCGUUGCAACUCAGGUACCCGUCUCUCAACCAUGCCCACUCCUUCGCACCCGCUGUAAGGGCCUUCCCUGCUCCAGCCCCCCAAGGCCACAACCGUCGCCCGCCCGCCCAAACGGCUGCGCAGCGCUGCCGUCUGCUUUUUUCCUCUUGUGCGUCUGCCCAUACACACCCUCCACUUGCCGCAAAGACGUGUCGGCGCCCACCAAGCCUCCGCGCCUCUGCUUCGAGGUCGCGUGAAACGUCCAAGGCGUGGCAGGCUGGCGUUUCAGAUGCACAUUGUGCUCUUGCCUGA